AUGUCGGCGGCGAAUGCCGCCGCCUCUGCGGCUGCAUCACGAGGCGCUGCCCUGCCAGAGCUCAAAGAGAAGGCUGCCGAGGUGCUGCACGGCGUCGAGGAGUACCUUCCAGAGCUCAAAGAGAAGGCCGCUGAACUCAAGCAUGAGGUGGAGGCGCGGGCGGCAGGCCUCAAGAUGACUGCCGGGGCCAAGGUGGCGGCGCUGUCGGAGAAGCUGGGCCCGCUAGGUUCGAGGCUCAAGGCCGUGUCCAAGGCCGUCAUUGAGCGAAGCGUCAUGGAGAUCGAGGCACAGAUCGAAAAAGUUGACCCGCGCUACGUGACGCGGGAGGACCGUGCGGCAAAGGGUACGACCGUGCCGGGCUACCAUCCUGAUAUCGACCUGACCGAGGCGGGCUGCUCGCCGACCGACCUCGAGUUCUACUACAACGAGGUCUCGGCCAACUCGCUCAAGACCAAGGUGGCGCUGGCCGAGGCGGGGUUGCCGUUCGUGUACAAGCAUAUCGCGCUGACGCACGACGGCGACUUUGAGACGAAGAAGAAGCCCUUCCUCACCAUCAACCCGAGCGGAACGCUGCCCGUGCUCGUCCACGAGGGCCACCCCGUGUACGACUCGACAGAGCAGGUCAAAUUCAUCGGCGAGCGGUCCGCGCGCGGCCUCUACCCAGCGGGUCAGAAGCAGCUCAUCGACGAAUGGCUCCACAUCGGCGCGAUGGAGGGAUUCUUUGUGGGGGACGACGCCGUAGAUCACAUCUUUGACAGUCUCGGUACGUGCUUCCCGUGGAUAUCGAUCCCGAUGUUCCUCUGGGACGAGGCGAUCCGCAGCAAGGGCGAGCUCGCGAGGCUCGUCUUCACGGGCCGCGAGCUGGCGAUGGCCAACUUGCUGCUCGGCUACUUCGGGGUGCGAGUCUACGAGGACGCGGUGCUCACCAUCGGCCCAAAGCACAACGACAAUCCGUUCGUCCAGCACAACGUGUGGCACAGUCUGCGCAAGGGCAUUGAGUCUCACCUCACCCACAUGGAGAGCCAGCUCGACGCGAGUGGUGGCCCCUUCCUCUGUGGCGCCUUCUCCUUGGCCGACGUGUCGAUCGUUCCCUUCUUCCAGCGCGCCUCGAUCACGCUGUGGCUGGAUGAGCUGCUGCCUCACUUCCCGGUGGCGGCAAAGUGGUGGGACGCGUGCAAGGCACGGCCUGCCUACGAGGAGUGGGCACCCAAGUACGGCGGGCCGAACGCGCCGCACAUGGACGUCGCCGCCAUGCAGCAGUGGAUCCGCGAGCAGCGUGCGAGCCAUCCUAAGUUUGACGCGGUGUACAAGGGCACCUACCCCGAGUUCACACCAGAGGUGGCCUGCUGA
Emiliania huxleyi CCMP1516 is the source of this 1350-nucleotide messenger RNA. RefSeq lists its product as hypothetical. NCBI's taxonomy places the organism in Eukaryota, Haptophyta, Isochrysidales, Noelaerhabdaceae. The transcript has a single exon. The record is from RefSeq and is a predicted model, not a curated record. The coding region runs from base 1 to 1350 and encodes 449 amino acids.